Lottia gigantea (owl limpet) is the source of this 438-nucleotide messenger RNA. RefSeq lists its product as hypothetical. The coding region runs from base 1 to 438 and encodes 145 amino acids. The record is from RefSeq and is a predicted model, not a curated record. The transcript has 5 exons. Lineage: Eukaryota; Metazoa; Mollusca; Gastropoda; Lottiidae.
AUGAAAUUGAGUCUAAGUGAAUCUAGAGAUAGUGGUAUGGAGAAUUUAUCUCUCAAUAUAGUCAGAAAAAACACUGUCUCACAUCCUGUACAAUAUGAUGAUAAACAUAAGGGUCCGAUAUCAGUUGGUGUGACGAGAGAGGAUUGGAUUGCUCAUAUGAAAACUAACGUGAAUAAUAAAACAGAUGAUACAACAUUCCCUCCUAAAUUACACAGUCCACCACCACUGAAUAACAACAGUCUAGAAGAAAAUGACAAGGAAUCAGAGAAUCUUAAAACAGAGAAGGAGAGGGACGGCCAUCUUGUUACACAGGAGGAGGAUACGGAUCAUAUCUCUACUACCCCUCAUAUAGUAACAUCUCGACUCUCACAGAUUAGACAGGUAUUUCUAGUUCACAAUCUCAAUCUUGGAGUGGCCACAGGUUUUCCAGAAAAAUAA